AUGGAAAGGUGGAGCCAACUUAGAGAUCAUGGAACAAGCCAUUUGUGUGUUGUAGAUGCUGAUAGAAAUGCGGUAUCACUGACAACAACUGUAAACAAAUAUUUUGGAGCUGGGAUUCGUUCAACGUCAACUGGUAUUGUGAUCAAUGAUGAAAUGGAUGAUUUCUCUAUACCGACUGAUAUAUCCCCCGGUGAACUACCUCCUGCACCAACAAAUUUUAUUGAACCGAACAAAAGGCCGUUGUCUUCCAUGACUCCUAUUAUCAUCACAAAGGAUGACCAAUUGGUUGGGGUAAUUGGAGGAAGUGGAGGAAUGCGGAUUAUUCCAGCAGUGACUCAAGUCUUUGUUAAUCAUUUCAUCUUAGGAAUGAAACCUUUAGAUGCGGUUCUGCGGCCAAGGAUCUAUAUCAAGCUAUUACCAGAUACAGUUUUGCAUGAGAACUUGACUGCUUAUGAUGGUGAUCAUAUUGAGCUUUCCGAAGAAAGUAGGCUUUUCCUAAAAGAGAGAGGCCAUGAACUGCGAGCAUGUGAAGUUGAAGCUGUUACUCAGCUUAUUGUUCAUACUCCCAAAACAUCUAUUAACAAUCAUAGGAAACUUGGUGAAGGCACCAACUCACAUGUGAAGUAUGGCACUCUAACAGCGGUAAGUGAUCCGAGAAAGGGUGGUUGUCCAGCUGCUGUUUAA
Vicia faba (fava bean) is the source of this 684-nucleotide messenger RNA. The record is from the annotation of a GenBank genome assembly. NCBI's taxonomy places the organism in Eukaryota, Viridiplantae, Streptophyta, Magnoliopsida, Fabales, Fabaceae.